UUAAUCGCGGACUUGUCUUAAGGGAUAAACUGCAGGGAUAAAGUCUCUCUCUGACCAGUCUCUUUGAGUUUAAGACACAAGAGGAACCAGAAAGGGAAAAAGCACAGAGAGGAACCUGUGGAGUCUGAUCACACCUAAAAAAAAAACAACACAAGAAAAGCAGGUCCUCUGGCUGACCAAAGCUCACCUCAAGUCCUGCAAGCAACAUGGAUACACAGAUUAUCUAUGACCUUUUAGGGGAAAAUGCUUGGUUGUACAUCGCUGCUACCUUUGUGGUGUUGUGGAUCGUCGUGUGGCUGUACAGAGACAGUCUGGAAAUUGAGAAUCUCACCGAUAAAUAUGUGUUUGUGACCGGCUGUGACACUGGCUUUGGAAACCUGCUGUGUAGGAAGUUGGACCGUAAAGGUUUCCGUGUUUUGGCCGGAUGUCUGACAGAAAAGGGAGCCGAUGAUCUGAAGAGGGUCGCAGGGCCUUAUCUGAAGACGAUCCUCCUGGAUGUGACGAACCAGGACAGUAUUCAGAAAGCUAUGGAGUGGACCAAGAAGGAGGUUGGAGAGAAUGGACUUUGGGGAAUUGUGAACAAUGCUGGACGCUCUUUACCGAUGGGUCCUUCAGAGUGGAUGAGGGUGGAAGAUUUCCACAGCACACUGAAAGUCAAUAUGAAUGGAGUGAUCGGUAUGACGAUGACUUUCUUGCCUCUUAUCAAAAAAGCCAGAGGCCGUAUCGUAAACGUGGCAUCAGUGCUGGGAAGGGUGGCCGCAAACGGUGGUGGAUACUGCAUAUCCAAGUUUGCAGUGGAGUCUUUCUCUGACUGCCUCAGGAGAGACAUAAACUACUUUGGAAUCAACGUGUGCAUUAUUGAGCCAGGAUUUUUCAAGACUGCAGUGACCAGUCUGGAACCCCUGGAGAGGGAGCUGCACCGCCUGUGGAACCAGCUCAGCCCCGAAGUACAAGCCAGUUACGGAGACAAGUACCUGGAUAAGUACAUCAAGGUCCAGCGUUUGAUCAUGAACGCCGUCUGCGACACUGACCUCAGCAAGGUGACCAGUGCCAUGGAGCAUGCCCUGACCGCCGCAUACCCACGUACCAGAUACAGCGCAGGCUGGGAUGCCAAGCUUAUCUGGAUCCCCCUCUCUUACAUGCCUUCCUGUGUGGUAGAUAUUGGGCUGAAGCUGGUUCUGCCACGUCCUUCAAAGAGUGUGUAACUCCUGACGACUUUGAAAGAGCGUUAUCAGCUGUUUGUGUGUCAUUCUGAUGCAGUCCUGAGGAUGACUUCAAAAUAAUCUUCUGCCUUUCAAAAUACCCACAUUCCUUAUCUACACAGCCCAUGCAAUGAUACUUUGCUGCAGUUACUGUUAUAUUUAUAUGUGCAUAAUCUUCCAUGUUAAUGUGUUUGGGGUUUUUUUUGUCAGUUUGAGCCAUUCAGACAGUAGACAGAGUAAAGAAGAUAAAGAAACUGUACUUUAUAAGUCCAUGUUUAACUCGUGUUUUAUUUGUUAACACUAUGCUGUGCCUUUU
Sphaeramia orbicularis (orbiculate cardinalfish) is the source of this 1518-nucleotide messenger RNA. RefSeq names its product retinol dehydrogenase 5 (11-cis/9-cis) (gene rdh5). NCBI's taxonomy places the organism in Eukaryota, Metazoa, Chordata, Actinopteri, Kurtiformes, Apogonidae. The transcript is spliced from 6 exons. Gene Ontology annotation, molecular function: all-trans-retinol dehydrogenase (NAD+) activity. Gene Ontology annotation, cellular component: intracellular membrane-bounded organelle. Bases 207 to 1205 code for a protein of 332 amino acids. The record is from RefSeq and is a predicted model, not a curated record. Gene Ontology annotation, biological process: steroid metabolic process; retinoid metabolic process.